Messenger RNA from Pundamilia nyererei, 904 nucleotides. Its product is annotated as ribonuclease inhibitor-like. The transcript has 7 exons. The record is from RefSeq and is a predicted model, not a curated record. Gene Ontology annotation, molecular function: protein binding. NCBI's taxonomy places the organism in Eukaryota, Metazoa, Chordata, Actinopteri, Cichliformes, Cichlidae. The coding region runs from base 281 to 904 and encodes 207 amino acids.
CUGCAGACUGGAGACUCUGAGUUUGGAGAGCUGCAGUUUGUCAGCAAUCAGCCAUGUUGCUCUAUUCUCUGCUCUGAAAUCAAACCCCUACCAUCUGAAAGAUCUGGACCUGAGCUACAACAACAACCUGGAUGAUUCAGGACUGAAACAGCUGUGUUGUUUUCUGGAAAGUCCACACUGUAGACUGGAGUCUCUGAGAUUGGAGCUCAGCGGUUUGUCACCGAAAAGCACUGUUGCUCUGGUCUCAGCUCUGAAGUCUAACCCCUCCCAUUUGAAAAAAAUGGACCUGACCUUUAAUGACCUGCAGGAUUUAGGCGUGAAACAACUAUAUGGUUUUCUGGAGAGUUCAAACUGUAGACUGGACACUCUGAGAUUGGAGCUCUGCAGUUUUUCAGAGAUUGGCUGUGCUUCUCUGGUUUCUGCUCUUAAGUCCAAUCCCUCCCACCUGAAACAUCUGGACUUGGGUGGAAACGCGAUUCAGGAUUCAGGAGUGAAGCAGCUGUGUGGUUUUCUGGAGAUUCCUCUAUGUAGAUUGGAGACUCUGAUUCUGUGGUGCUGCAGUUUGUCAGAGAUCAGCUGUGCUACUCUGGUCUCUGCUUUAAGGGCCAACCCCUCCAAUCUGAAAUAUCUGGACUUGGGUGUAAAUAAGCUGCAGGAUUCAGGAGUGAAGCAUCUCUGUGGUUUUUUGGAGAUUCCUCUUUGUAGACUGGAGACUCUGAGUCUGAGGAGCUGCAAUUUGUCAGUGAUCAGCUGUGCUGCACUGGUUUCUGCUCUGAGGUCCAGUCCUUCACAUCUAAGAAUCCUGAACCUGAGUGACAACAACCUGCAGGAUUCAGACGUUAAGCAACUCUCUAAACUUGUGAGGAGUCUACACUAUAAACUGGAUACCCCAAGCCUACUGUAG